AUCCAACCAGCUUAACGACCGAUUUCACUUCUGCUUUUCUAAGGAAGUAUGAAGGCACAUGACCCGUCCCAGCUGAUGCGAGUGGCUCCGCUGUGCUUGUUCAAAGUUCAGUCAGCUGGCUGCAGAUUAGAACGGGGGCGGGUGGUUUCACAGAGGGGGUCUGCACAGUAGCUAAGUCAUGCCUUAGCAGGCUCCUGCGUGUCCUUCCGUCCUGACAUGGGAACAGAGACAGAUCCUUCGCUCGGCUCAAAUACCAGAACAACACAGACCGCCUCGUCUUAGAGGCAGGAAAGUCCCAGAUGGCUCUAACACAGACACAGGACCAGUCUGCUAAAGGACAGAGGAUCAAUAAGGAAACAGGAGAGCUGAGUGCUUCAGGAGAGUUGUCCAUCUCCGUGGAACUGAAGACAGGGAACGUGGAGGGCUCUUGUAGGAACCCUCAACUACUACAAUUGCUCCGAGAACAACUACAGGAAUUGGGUGUUGAUACUUUCUCGAACUCUGACCACCAAAUCGACCAUGGCUGUUUAGAGCAGAGGGAGGAGCAUCUAGUCAAAGUCCUGCCUCUCUACAUACAGGCCUGUGAGGAUGGUUGCAGACUGGAGGGUUUGGACUUGAGGGGUCUUGCGUCUCGCACUGCUGUUACGAUCAUCCACAACAUCCUCAAGAGAGUGUCAGAAAGGCCCGCAGAGGGGGCUUGUGAAGAAGUUAUUCAAUUCUUCCAAAGACCAGAUGAGGACACAGGCUGUGAAAUUGGAAAUCCGGGAUGGCUGCUGUUAAAGUCUCUUCUGCUGCUCACAGCUGACAGCUCAGACAUACUCUCCUGCAUGCACCCAGGUCUCCCUGCUGCGUUGAUGAAGUGUCUGUACCUGCUAGUGUGCCUUCCAACUAAAAAGGACAUCUCCGCUAAAAAUGAGAGCUUCCAGGAGCAUCUGACGCAGGUCCUGCUUCAGCUCUGCAGGCAGCCGGUCAAUGUGGAGAGGAUGGUGGAGACUCAGGAACUGCAGUGUCUCAUCAUUGGCCUCACGUCGCUGUGGGAUCAGACCAGUGACACCUGGAGGCACCAGGCCUCGCGCGUCCUCAAGGCCGUCUCUGCUGUAGCGACGAGCAACACGGUCGCGAGCUUGCUGGGCAAGAACUGUGUUCGUAUCUGCAUCCAGAACCUGUUGCAUAUCAGCGCCGAUGUCUCAGGGCAUCUGCUGGCUGAAGUGGCUGUGGCUGUGUUCAGCUUCAUUAGAGACACCUAUCCCCUCAAUACGGCCCUCUUCAUCGAGUUUGAUACCAACAACGGCUACCAGGCCCUUGAAAACAUCCUGAAACGCUGUGAGAGCGGCGUGUCGGAGGAUCACUUUCAGCCGGUGGAGGAGCUGCUGGCUCUCAUCGCGUCUCUCACUCUAAUGGGAAAAACUGAACUGAAAGUAGCUCUUUGUGUCACCAACCCGCAGCCUCCAGGCUUUAAGUUUGAUCCACCCCUCACCAAAGGUUCAGCGGUAAAGAACCUGCAGGCCUUCCACCUUCUGCAGACCUCCUUAUUGCGUUCCUCAGACUCCCUGCUGGGUUGCCAGCUUCUUCGCACCCUUCAGUCAAUAUGGGAGCGAGACCCAGCUAACUUCCUCCUCUUGGAGUGGACUGUCCAGUCGAUGGCCCAGCUGGCUGCCUGCGUGUGGAGUAAACCAGCACCUGUUCAAAAACUAUUCUUUUCACUGCUAGAAAUGGUAGUGUUUAAGAUGAGCUACAUUCCCCAUGAGACCCUGCGCACACUGCUAAGUGCCCUGAAGCAGAUCUGGGCCGGGACGUUGGCUGGAGGGAUCACAGGGAUCGAGUUCGGUGUGGUGGCUCUCAAGUGUUUUAACAGGAUGAUGGUGCACAGUGGGAUGUUAGCUGAGGUGCUGAGUGACUGGGGUCUGCUGGAGCUGCUGCUUGGAGAGCUUCGCCGAAGAGCUAAAAUCAUCAGGAAGGCUGGCGCUGUCUCCCCUCCCCAAACCGAUCCUCAGCAGGUGUCAUCUGUGGUUGAACGUGAGAAAGACCUCACCACCUGUAUGCUUCAAGUUGUGUCCACACUGACCUUGCGUUCGAUCAAAAACACAGUGUCGGUGCGGGACCUUGGUAUGGUUCCCUACAUUAAGAUUUUCUUGGAUGGAGAUCAGUAUCGAGGACCCACCCUGAGCAUUUUGGAGCAGCUAGCUGAAAUUAACCCAGAGGAGUUCAUGAGUACGGCAAUAGGAGCCCUGUGCUCCUCUACGCAGCAGGAGCUCGCACUAAAGCGGGACCUUUUGCAGUCGGUGCUGAAGGUUCUAGAGAGGCCCAGCAGCUGGGACGCCUUCAGGAAAGCAGGAGGCUUCACUGGGCUGUUGUCAUUGGUGAUCGACAUGGAAGGAGCCCUCGCUGCCCCUCCCCAGGAGGAGACGUGGAGGACCCUGGGGCAUCAGCCGCUGCUGGACCUCCUCCUCCUCACUCUUCACAUCCUGGCCUUGUCUGUGCAUCUUAACGUGGUAAACGCGAACUACUUUGAGACUGCGGGCUUUUAUGAAAAGCUGGCAGAGGCUCUUCUUCGCCUUGGAUGCUUCCACACUAAAGGCCAAGAACAGGAGAAGUGGUCCAGAGAGGAGGAUUCCUGUCCCAAGACUGCGCAGGGCAACCAGUCUCCUGGAAAGACCUUCCACCAGUUUGUUGAGCUGGCGGAGGCGCCCAGGGCUUCCUGUUUGGCUCCGGCCGUGCCGCAGCCCAACCUGCCUGUCGCUCUGAGGACGUGCGUGAGGCUGCUGUCCUACCUCGACCACUUCUCCACGGGGACCUACACGCCUCAAAACUUAAACUUGGGACUCGGGUCUGAGGGUGAAUGUGAGCAGGAUAAGGAGAAAACGAGUGAAGCAGCGAGCUCACAAUCAGCCACACCAGGCCUGCAGUUUGGGGAGGAGACGUGUAGAUCCAGAAGCACAGCUGGCAGUAUCUCCACCGUCUGCACAGACUCUGAGUACAGCAGGUUCACCCGCGAGCAUGUGAUUUUUCAUCCCGGAGCAUUUCGAGUCAUGAUAACACUUCUUCCAUCAGUGUUUACUCCUGAAGACCCACAGCUGUCUGUGGAGGUUCAGUUCUCACUGGCGCACCACAUCCAGGCCAUGGUUAAACCUGAACAGAACCGUCAGAUACUGUGUGAAGGUGGCCUGGUCUCCACAAUCCUGACCCACUGUAGAAGCAUGUUGCUGGCUCCAAACCACCCGUUACAUCUGCCUGUCACACGUAUCUUAGAGAAGCUCUCGUCUCAGGCCAUCACGCAUUUAGACUUCAGAAAAUUCCUGUGUUUAGGAGACCCUCUAAUGUGCUUGGCUGACAAAACGGCAACGCCAACUCCUGUAUCCAACGGCCACAGUACAGAGAAAGAUGCCUCAUCAGGAUCAGCUGUAAAGAAGCUGAAGCGGACGUUCAGCUUUUUACGCUCUUCGGCGCGCGAUGAGUGCUCUCUUGGUUGCACAAUCCCUGUUCACCAGAUUAUUAGUCUGGUGUCGAUGACCUCGCCGCGCACCUUCAGACCACACCGAGUGUCCUCUACGCCUGCGUUUGUUGAGUUUGACAUGAGUGAGAGCGGAUAUGGCUGUCUGUUUCUGCCAUCUCUGGCCACGGUGAGAGGAGUGACUGCUGAUUCAAUUUCAACAGGUGGAAUUGGAGGAGACUGUCGGGGUUUUCCACCUACGGCUGGUCUGUCGUUCUCCUGCUGGUUCCAGAUCAGCAAGUUCAGUUCAGCCUGUGACUCCCAUCCAAUCCGACUGCUGUCAGUGGUUCGCCACAUGUCCCGGACUGAACAACAGUACAUUUGUUUGUCUGUCUCCUUUUCAGCCUAUGAUGGAUGUUUGGUCAUCUCCACCGAGGAGGAGGCGUUUACAUACAUGGAUAUGAUGGAGCCAGAAGUUGGCACUCCCACUUCUUUAACUGCAUCACUGAGGUUCCGCUGCUCCAGCAUGCUGGUCCCAGGUCAGUGGCACCAUCUAGUAGUGGUUAUGGCCAAGGAUGUGAAGAAAAGCUGUCUGGCCUCAACUUACUUCAACGGCAAGCCCCUGGGGACAGGAAAGAUGAAGUACAUUCAGCCGUUCCCUGGUCAGUAUGUCUCCAUGGACCCCACAGCUGUGAUUGACGUGUAUGGACUCAUAGGAACACCCGCUAUCUGGAAGGAGCAUGCUGCUUUGGUGUGGCGAGUGGGUCCUUCUUACUUUUUUGAAGACACCUUGAGCCCAGAGGAUGUGGAUGUCAUUUAUAAACAAGGAACCGCGUACCUUGGUAACUUCCUGGCCCUGCGCAACACAGGCAGUAAUGCAGAUGCUGAGUCUCUCCCUCAAAGGCUGGUCCCUGAGGAGAGAAUUUCAUUUGGCAUCAAUCCAGCAGUUUCUACAUUAACAACUGUUGUGCAGAUUAGAGAGGAUUACAAUGAGGUGGACUGCAGACUGAUUGCUAAAGAGAUGGGGAUAACCUCUCGGGAUCAAUCCACUCCUGUUUUCCUGGCUCGAAACAUCAGCCAGCACCUGAAUGGUCUGGCUCGCACCAUUGGCGCUGCCCUGAUUGGACAUUUCGGAGGGCGCACGUUCACCCCCAGAAGUGCAUCCACUGCCUUCCUCUAUGUUGGAGGACCUGCAGUUGUUCUCAGUCUGGUUGCAAUGGCACCAGAUGACAGCUCUCUGUAUGCUGCUGUUAAAGUUCUUCUUUCGGUGCUGGAGACCAAUUCUGCCAUGCAACAGGAAAUGAACCGCAUCAGUGGAUACAAGCUGCUCGCUUUCCUGCUGAAGAUGAAGAGUAGCCUGGUCGGCUUCAGAACCUUUCAGCUGGUUCUGCAUCUCUCAGGAUCAGUGCAGCUAAGUACUGGUUCCCUACACAACAUACCUGCUUUCCAGGCACUGCUGUGUGACUUAGAGGUGUGGCAGAACAUGCCAGAUAAUCUGGAAUUGUGCGUUCUGAAACACUUUGCUGAAAUCCUAAAAUCCCAGAGUGACAGCAUAAAUGCGGAGGUCAUGCACAGUGUGGGGUUGUUACAGCAGCUGCUGUUUGAGCUUUCUGAUCCGGCCGUGACCGUUGAGAAAGUCAAGAUAAUUGGUUGUGUUAUCACAUCCCUGCUGAAAGCUCACUUCACCUCUCUGGACAUGAACAGACUUGGACUAUUCCUGGUUUACACACUUCCUCCUCUUAGUAACACAACAGAAAGCAAAGAGAUAUCUGAGAGUGAUCUUCUACUGGACACACCAGAUCGAAGUUCGGGACCAGCCAAUGUCAUCUGGAUUCGCAACCAGCUGCUACUGGCUAUUUGUGAAAUCUUCAGCCUCCUAAACAAAGGGCAGCAGAAAUCUUUAUUUGAUUCCAUGGGCAACGACUGGUUCCUGCUCUUUCUUCAACCCCACCUUCACCCGUCUACUUUGAAACUGGGUCUGGUCAUGCUCACUCACUUCCUCGUCAGUCCUGCCUGUCAGAGACGAUUCCGAGAGGCGGCGAUGCCAGGAACACUGAUAGAAGCCAUGGAGGAACCAUUUGCUGUCAUCGACAAUCUUCGAGCCCAUUCAUGGUCCUACGAGUGCCAAAGCAUCACGUCUCCAGGCUUUGAAGUCCUCCAGGGGUUACUGAUCAGACACUCUCACCUGCCUUCAGUGUAUGAAGCCUUAGCUGCUCUGCUAUUGGGAAUGAAGCUCAGUCCCACAGUACAGGGAAAGGAGCAUUUGGAUGAUAUCCUACAGUCUUUGAUUGACAGCCAAGCAAAAUCUCCUGCUCAGCAGCUCUGUGUUGAAGCUGCAACUAUACUGAUGAAAUUAGUCAAAGUCGUCAUCACUCAGCCUGCUCCACCAGCAAAGGACAUGCCAGACACUGACGCAUCAGGGGAGUUGCAAAUCCCUGCAAGUGUCAUGCAGUUCUUUUUUCUUCUCCAUAGUCUCCGUCCGAGAGACCCACUGUGGGCUUCAGCAGAGUUCCUCCAUGCACUCGCUGAUGUUGUGUUCCCAGUGGACAGUUCAGAGGAUGUCUGUGAGUCUUGCUUGAUGAAUGACACAGAGAACAUAUUCAAGUGUCAUCAAGCCAAAAAGCCAGUGUGUGACUUCAUCCGAAUACUGCUGAUGGACAGUCUUCUCAAUGUUUCUGCUGCCACCAGCACACAUCCUCUUGUUCUGCUGCUAGAGUUUUGUCCCGAUGGUUCAUCGCUGGAAAAGAAGCAGAGUUUCCAGACUGAGUUGCUGGAGCUGGCCAUAGACAUCAUUCAUAUUCUCAGCCAAGAUGAUGAAAACAGCACUCACUUCAACUUUUCAGAUUCAAAGAAUCAGAGGCCUGAGGGACAGAGGGGCACGCUGAUGGAGAACGUGGUGUUCUUCAGUAAGAGUCUGCUGCAGAAGCUUUACAGUGGAGCCUUCUUGGGAGACUCCGGGAGUUUGCUCAGCUUCCUCGCAGAUCAGAUAGUGGUGGUUCUGGAGAAAGGUCAAGCUCAAAAAGAGAAGAUAGUGUCAGCCCUCUACUCAUGCACUAAUAAAGUCAUUCUUUACUUCCUGUCCCAACCGCGGCAUUCCCAAGAAGAAAAAGAAGGAGUCAUCCGAGUGUUACAGACGUACAUGGAGCACUGGGAUGUGUUCAUGGCAACAUACAAUUCAAACGUGAACUUCAUUACGUGCUUCCUCCAUUGUCUGUUGCUGAUACGAUCUGGCAGCUACCCAGAAGGUUUUGGAUGCCUGGCAAAAAAGGUGCGCAAACGAAAAAACUCCCAUUUGUUUGCACACAAAACCAGACCUGCUGCAGACAUGAUCAUCAAUGGUGCAGACCACUUAACAGAUGACAGUGAACUAGUGUCCUUAGCUGAAACCUGCUGGGCAAAGGUCAUGAUGGAGAGGCAACGCACUCUGGAAGAAUCCUAUAAAAUUGAGAUCUCAGCGACCCGCACAGCUGGGAUGGGACCAGUGACCAUGGCUGACAUAAGCCCCCUGUGGGAGGAGAUGGCCCACAAGGCCUGGCUGCUACACACAGAGUCUCAGAAGAAAAAGUUGGCCAGCAGGUCUCAGAAGACUUUUGAAAUGAUCAGCAACGCUGUCCGAGCGGCUUUGGGCAGACACGACAAAGAGUCAGUAACAGUGGAGGAGUUUCUGUCUUAUAUGGAGUCACAUCGACAAAGAGGCCACAGCAUGUUCGAGAAUAUCAAGACCAACCAUUUACAGUUACGAGCCAGCGAGUGGGAUCGAGUCACUUUGAAAUGGCUGCAUGUGGAGGCUGAGCUGCUGAGGGAGAGGGCUGUGUUUGGCCCCGGACCAGGCGUGCUGCUGAGACAAGACUGGGUCCAAGAAGCCGCUGAAGGACCCAACAGGACCAGAUCACGCAUUCGCAGGAAAGCUCUGAGACGGUCUAAACGGCGGGUGCUGGAAUCACUGUGUUUUGGGUUAAUGACUGACAUUGCUGAGGAAAACAAAAGCAAAAUAGAAGGUGAAACAGAGCCCAAAUUCUUGUGCGAUGUUGGAACAGAGGCCAAAGCAGACGAGGAGGAGGAAGGACAGUGUUGUGAGCAGCUGACUUUCUUCCCUGUUCUGAAUGAUACUCCCGCUGUCACAGAGGAUCCACCGGACCCCUUAACCCCUGAACCCUGCUCACUCACACAAGACUGCCCUGACAUACGCAUCAUCCUGCAGGAGAUGGACCCCGGAGAGGAGGUAAACGCUAAGAUGUGUGUGGUGAUGGUCAGUGGCCUCAGGGUGACGGAGGGGGUGCUGCUGUUUGGUAAAGACAGCCUGCUCCUGUGUGAGGGCUUCAGUCUCAGUCCAUCUGGAGAUGUUUGCUGCAGGAAGCAUCACCCCAGCAGUGUGAGAGAUACCUUCAUUUCCUCCAUGCUGAGCAAAGAUCCGCCAUCAGCCAGCUGCAGACGCUGGCUCUACGAGGAUAUCAAGGAGGCCCACUUCACGCGUUUCCUUUUAGAGGACAAUGCUAUUGAGAUCUUCAUGAAAAACGGUCUUUCAGGCUUCUUAGUCUUCCUGAAUAGAGACCAUGUCUCUGCAUAUAAACGCUUGUGUACAGUCACACCAGCAUUAAAAGGCAGAGGGGCCGCUGAGGUCAUUGCUAAUGCCAGGAAGACGUCUGUGAUUGAAAAGACACACCUUGUUAAAUGGCAGAAAGGGGAAAUAAGUAACUUUGAAUACUUGAUGCAUCUGAACACCAUUGCUGGAAGGACGUACAAUGACCUUAUGCAGUAUCCAGUGUUCCCCUGGGUCCUGGCUAAUUAUGAGUCAGAGAGACUGGAUCUGACAAAUCCAGCAAACUUCCGGGAUCUGUCGAAGCCAAUGGGAGCUCAGACAGAGAAAAGGAAACAAAUGUUCAUAGAGCGAUAUGAGGAGGUGGAGAACAGUGAAGGUGAUUUAUCAGCCCGAUGUCACUACUGCACCCACUACUCCUCAGCCAUCAUUGUGUCCUCCUUUCUAGUGAGGAUGGAGCCAUUUUCACACACCUUUCAGGCGCUGCAGGGCGGGUUUGACAUCCCAGAGCGGAUGUUUUACAGUGUAAAGAAGGAGUGGGAGUCGGCCUCCGGAGACAACAUGGGAGACGUCAGAGAGCUGAUUCCAGAGUUCUUCUACUUGCCUGACUUCCUGCUCAACUCCAACAACAUCCAGCUGGGCUGCAUGGAGAAUGGCACCGCUCUUGGAGACGUGGAGCUCCCUCCGUGGGCAAAAGGUGACCCUCAGGAGUUCAUCAGAAUGCAUCGAGAGGCCUUGGAAAGUGACUAUGUUAGUUCCAAUCUCCACCUGUGGAUCGACCUUAUCUUUGGAUGCCGCCAACAAGGUGCUGCCGCCGUAGAAAGCGUCAACACGUUCCAUCCUUACUUCUACGCCCAGAAAGGUUGUCAGGAUGCUAAAGACCCCGUGAUACGGAGCACAAUCUUGGGAUACGUUAGCAACUUUGGCCAGGUUCCCAAACAGCUCUUCACCAAGCCACACCCACCUCGCAGUGGCUCUAGGAGAGAGGGAUCGUCACCUUCUCCUACUCCUUUUUUCUUCAAGCUUGAUAAACUGAAGUCUCCCUCUCAGCCAUUCAGAGAGCUGCCGCGAGGUGUAGUAGGUCAAAUAAUGUGUCUGGAGAAAGAGGUUGUCAUCCUGGAAAGAAACCAGCUCGUCCUGUCACCCGCGUCCACCUCCUUCUUUAGCUGGGGCUUCCCUGACCACAGCUGUGCCUUUGGAAACUAUGCCACAGACAAGACUGUUGCUUUUUGUGAGAGUUUGUGUGACUGGGGCGAGACACUGUGCGCCGCGUGUCCCAAUCCAACAACUAUCGUCACGGCAGGAACCAGCACCGUGGUGUGUGUGUGGGACGUACUUGUCAACAAGGACAAACCCACUCAUCUGAAACUCAGACAGCCUUUGUACGGUCAUACAGAUGCAGUGGUUUGCCUGGCGGUCUCUGAGGUCCACAGUCUGAUCGUCAGCGGGUCCCGUGACCUCACCUGUAUCCUGUGGGAUAUGGAUGAGCUCAGCUACAUUACCCAGUUAGCAGGACACACAACCAGCAUCACUGCUCUGGCUAUCAAUGAACUCACUGGUGAGAUCGCGUCAUGUGCUGGGCCUCAGCUUUACCUGUGGACCAUGAAGGGUCAGCUGUUGACCUGCACUGACACUUCCUGCGGGCCUCAAGCAGACAUCCUGUGUGUGUGCUUCACACAGCGACAGGAGUGGGACUCUAGGAACGUCAUCGUCACUGGCUGUGCAGAUGGCAUCAUACGGAUAUGGAAGACAGAGUACACCAGAACACAAUUACCUGGCCCUCCAGAAGAGCUUGUGUCCCCAGGGCAGGAGCGAACGGAGAGAGACGUGAACAGCUUGUGCCAGGUUAAACGCUGGGAGAGACAUCUGGUGUUAUGCCGAGAGCUGCAGAGAAGUGAGGCUGUGUCGCGGCGCCUCUACAAGAACAAUGCAGCUAUCACAGCUUUGGCAAUGUCCAGGACCCAUGCUACUCUGCUGGCAGGUGAUGCCUGGGGCAGAGUUUUCACCUGGACAUGUGAGUGAGGUGACAGUGCUGUUGUGCCUCCGGCCUCUAUAUCUACACAACCGUAUGCUAUCACAGAAACCCUGGCACACACCAGCUGAGGUGUGUGUGUGUGUGUGUGUGUGUGUGUGUGUGUGUGUGUGUGUGUGUGUGUGUGUGUGUGUGUGUGUGUGUGUGUGUGUGUGUGUGUGUGUGUGUGUGUGUGUGUGUGUGUGUGUGUGUGUGUGUGUGUGUGUGUGUGUGUGUAAUGUAAUGUCAUUCCACAGUAUUUGUUGGCAGGUUUAACUUUACCUUAUGCAUAAGUAUUUAAUUCUGUAUUUUCCAAUGUAAAUACUAAGUUUCAACUAAUUUGAAUAAAACAAUCAAAAUAAAAUUAAAGACAUUUCCCUAAACUGUC
This is a messenger RNA of Betta splendens (Siamese fighting fish), 10366 nucleotides long. It is a transcript of the gene wdfy4, whose product is annotated as WDFY family member 4. Gene Ontology annotation, molecular function: protein binding. Bases 300 to 9989 code for a protein of 3229 amino acids. The record is from RefSeq and is a predicted model, not a curated record. Lineage: Eukaryota; Metazoa; Chordata; Actinopteri; Anabantiformes; Osphronemidae. The transcript is spliced from 64 exons.